This is a messenger RNA of Aspergillus costaricaensis CBS 115574, 1696 nucleotides long. RefSeq lists its product as uncharacterized. The record is from RefSeq and is a predicted model, not a curated record. Bases 103 to 1479 code for a protein of 458 amino acids. NCBI's taxonomy places the organism in Eukaryota, Fungi, Ascomycota, Eurotiomycetes, Eurotiales, Aspergillaceae. The transcript has a single exon.
CUUGGGUUCCGGGUUGUCGCUUUUGUUCUCUUUGCAGGUUUUACUAGGAGAGGACUCUCAUGCAUCGGUAGUUCUCUGUUUUCCGCGUUCCAGUUCUUCAUAAUGUCGUCGAUUCUUCCGCAAGCUGGAGACAAACACCUGCCGGCCCUGCCUAUCGGGACCUCUUCUCUUCACCAGGACCCUAUCGUUUACAUUGACCGCGAGGCCAGACAUAUUCAGCGUAAUUUACAGAUUCUAAUCGACGCCCAGAGUGAAGGACUUCUCGCCAGUCUUAACGGUCCCCAGCAGAAUGGCUCUAUCUCUGAUGGAACUUAUACACCAACCUCGGAGACAAGCAGUUCGCAGCGUCCCCCAACUAUACCCAUACGCCAACCGGCUCCGGAGAAGAUCGGGUUGUCUGCUGCCCGGAAGGGGAUAUUCAGAUCUAUAUACGACCUCUUAAGGCUUCGCGAGGAGGAGCGAGAGAUACUAACAUUCCGGAUUGAUGAAAGGACACAGGCGUUGGCAGAUAUCAAUGGCUUUAAUACCAAUCGCACUGGGCUAGAAAAUGCCAUUUCAACAAUUCAGGAUAACCGGGAAAGCCAGCAUACCGUAGCCUUGCGCCAGGAGAGCCGCAAGCUUGAGGAUGAUAUACAUGAGUUGGAGACUAGGCUGUCCCAAAUGAAAGCAAGGCAUCAACAUAUCCUUCGCGAAUUGUCCCAAAUGGAAAGCUCUAUUGAAUCGAAACUUUCUUCUUACAGAGCCUCCAUGUCGCUCCUAGACUCGAAUAUUCGAAAGUACCUCCAAAACCCGCCCGUGAAACCUCAAGAUAGCAGCUCCAAAGACGCAAGUUUCUAUUCCUUGAACCCUAAGCGACGAACCCUCGAGAUGGCAGAGGAACACUGGCAAAAGGAACAAUCAGAUCUGCGCGAAAGACAACGGGAAGUGGAUGCCGAAAUCGAGGCCCUCGAAGCUGGAGGUGGGGUCUGGAAGCAAGUGAUCGGAGAGGUUUCUGGUUUUGAGAAGCGACUCAAGUCAGCAAUGCGUCUUUCUAUCCAAUCUCAAUCGCAACUACUGAACCACGAUGGCCCUUCUGGUAGCAAGUCCGAAGAGGACCUCGCUCGGGCAGUGUUGGACGACCUGACGCAUACCACAGAGCGCGUAGAAAAUCAUCUAGAGGUUGCAGAGAAUAAAGACUGGAAGUUGCUGGUUUGUUGCAUAUCUGCGGAGUUGCAAGCGUUGCGAGAAGCACGGCAACUGCUCUUGAAUGUCUUCAAUGUGACCGAAACAGACAUUUCCCCGUCUGCCGACAAAGGAACCUCGAACAGUAUUCACACUUACGAGGAUUAUGACCCUCAUGGAGAUCCCCUUGGUGUUGACAACCCCGAGCCUCCGGCUGAGUUCCUCGAGGAUACUGAUGAGCGCCAUCAUGGUGCAGUGUCUCGCUCUGACGAUGAAGAUGACGAGCCGGAUCCCGCCUGGCUGCUCCCUGAAUCAUGAAAUCAUAUCUCACAGGCCUACGAUUUGACUAUAGACGGGAGCAAGGUGUUGGUUAGCGUAGUGAUUCCGGGUAAUACUCAUUUCUGUUUGAUGUCUAGAGCAGGUCAGAGGGUUCAGAGGGUUCAUGAUUGACCUGUAUGCAGUCUGCAGGUUGCUGGCACUCCAGCUUAACCUACGACGAUCAGUCCGCUAUGCAGAGCCUCUUGCAGAACAUCGG